This is a messenger RNA of Glarea lozoyensis ATCC 20868, 972 nucleotides long. Its product is annotated as NAD(P)-linked oxidoreductase. NCBI's taxonomy places the organism in Eukaryota, Fungi, Ascomycota, Leotiomycetes, Helotiales, Helotiaceae. The record is from RefSeq and is a predicted model, not a curated record. Gene Ontology annotation, cellular component: cytosol. The transcript is spliced from 2 exons. The coding region runs from base 1 to 972 and encodes 323 amino acids. Gene Ontology annotation, molecular function: aldose reductase (NADPH) activity.
AUGGCAUCUCCAGCUGUUACUGGCCCGAUUCUCAAAUUAAACAAUGGCGUUUCAAUGCCAUCCUUGGGAUUCGGCACAUUUGCGAAUGAGGGCAGUAAGGGAGAGACACACAAAGCAGUAAUUGCCGCACUGGAAGCAGGCUACAGACAUCUGGAUUGUGCUUGGUUUUACCAGAACGAGGGCGAGGUCGGAUCGGGCAUGAGAGAGUUUCUAUCGAACAACCCGAACGUGAAAAGAGAGGAUAUCUUUAUCACUACCAAAGUAUGGAAUCAUCUGCACGAGCCGGAAGAUGUGGAAUGGAGCGUGAAGGAUUCCCUAGCGAAGCUGCAAACCCCAUACGUGGACGCGUUUCUGGUACAUUGGCCAAUCGCUACGGAAAAGAAUGAGGAUCAUAGCGUGAAGAUUGGCUCAGAUGGAAAGUAUGUGAUCAAGAAAUCCCUCACCGAGAACCCGGAGCCAACAUGGAGAGCGAUGGAAUCUAUCUACAACCAAGGUCUUGCAAAGUCCAUUGGUGUCUCAAACUGGACCCAGAAGGGCCUUGAAGCACUAUUGCAGUACGCCAAAGUCAAGCCAACCGUCAACCAAAUCGAGAUCCACCCUUUCCUCCCACAAUAUGAUCUUAUCAAAUACUGUCAAUCACAAGACAUCGUCCCGGUUGCAUACUCUCCUCUCGGAUCACAAGAUCAAGUCCCUGGAACUGGUGAGAAGGUAUCUACCAACAAGGAUCUUCUAGCUGUCGCCGAGAAGAAUGGUGUUUCUCUCGCACAGGUGCUGAUUGCUUGGGGGUUGAAGAGAGGAUAUGCUGUUCUACCAAAAUCAUCGAACCCUAGCCGAAUCAAGAGCAACGCCGGUCUGAUCAACUUGAGCGACGAGGAUUUCGCGGCUGUCAACAAGGUUGCUGAGGGUCGCAACACAAGAUUUGUUAACAUGAAAGAUACCUUUGGAUAUAAUGUGUGGCCAGAAGAGGCAUGA